AUGGCUCAUUCAAGGCAGCCAGGUCGACUGGCUUAUCGUUUUGAAGACGACACUCAUCCGAGUGAAGCCUCAAGCUCGGGCACAACCAAUCUGUCGCCAGCAGAUGCAAUCAAGCAAGCGAUCCAUGCCUUGCGAGCAUUCCAGAUAAGCAAGAGCAGAGAGUACAUCGAUGAAGCAGUGGAGUUGACUGAGCACGCCACGAAUUCCACACCUAGUGGGGACGACAACCUAGCGAUGUAUCUGACAACUUUGGCCGCAAUGCGAAAACAUCAUUACACGGCUUCUGGGGACAAAUCGAGUUUGGAUGGCGCUGUCCAGGCUUCAAAAAGGGCCGUUGAAGUCUCUCGAGAUGACGAUGAAAACCAGAAUCUGUACAUCCACAACCUCGCCGCGGCGCUACAAUGCCGGUACAAAGAAAGCGGCGACAAUAAACAUCUUCAAGAAGGCAUAUCAAUCAUGAAACACAUAGCAAAUUACGUGAGUCCGGAGGGAAAGACCAAGUUGCUCCAAUCGCUCCUGAUGCUGCAAAGACUUGCAUUUGAAGACACCUCGGAUGAAGUGCGCCUCGACGAGGCGAUUUCUACGACAGAACUUCUUCUGGAAAAUGCCGAUCAAGACGGUAGAAUCGAGCUGCUUUACAGUCUGGGCGAUCUGUAUGACAUGCGUUUGGACCUACGUCGUACAAUAGAACACCUGGACGAUUGCAUCAGAGUUUGCCGCGAUGUCUUGGAAGCAAUACCAGCAGAAGAUGACAGGAGAUCCGCCGUCAUGCACAAUAUAAGUGUAUACUAUACAAGGCGGUACACUCACGAUGAUUGCCUCGAGGACCUCGGUCAAGCCAUUGACUUCAGUCAAAAGGCCAUCGGAACUACAGACAUCGAGCAGGUGGAGAAACGAACGUCGCUGCUCGAAGGCCUCGCCCAGAAGUUUAUGAUGUGGUACACGCGAGAAAAGGAAUUCCCUCCAUUAGAUGAGAGUAUACUGGAUCGACAUGUGGCUGGAAAAAAGACCGAUGCGAAAGAUCUUCCUGAAAAGGCCACCUGGCUGUUCAUGCUGUCACGAGGACUCGAAGAGAAAGUCAGCCACACGGAUCCAUCUCAUGACUCCCUGGAUGACUUGGAAAUGUCAAUGGUCCUGGUUUACGAGGCUCUCGAAGUCACUGUCGACAACCACAAGAAUUGGGAAGAUAUGGUGAACGCCCUACGCAAACGGCAACGUCUAUGGUCGGACCUCACCGGCAAGAUUCCUGAUACAUCCGAGAUUGCCACGCUCUUAUUUCGCAAAGGAGGAAGAUGGAUUGCUCCCGAGCAUGAUGAGAAUAUAAGUUUGAUCAAAGUGCCGUAUUGCAUUAAGGUCGGCGACCUGAAUGCAACCGGAGACGAAGCGGCUAAGCAGCCCGUCGUUCAAUGCUUCACAGCGCCUGCUAAAGUCAGCAAGGACGAGAGACAGACGUUCAUACAGAUAUAG
Diaporthe amygdali is the source of this 1467-nucleotide messenger RNA. RefSeq lists its product as uncharacterized. NCBI's taxonomy places the organism in Eukaryota, Fungi, Ascomycota, Sordariomycetes, Diaporthales, Diaporthaceae. The record is from RefSeq and is a predicted model, not a curated record. The transcript has a single exon. Gene Ontology annotation, molecular function: protein binding. Bases 1 to 1467 code for a protein of 488 amino acids.